Guillardia theta CCMP2712 is the source of this 249-nucleotide messenger RNA. RefSeq lists its product as hypothetical. Lineage: Eukaryota; Cryptophyceae; Pyrenomonadales; Geminigeraceae. Bases 1 to 249 code for a protein of 82 amino acids. The transcript has a single exon. The record is from RefSeq and is a predicted model, not a curated record.
AUGCUCUCCGCACCGACUCAACGCACUACCACGCUCACCGACCAUCAGGUCGAUCUCGACAAGAUCGACGAUGACAUUGAUUAUUACAAGAAGCGAAUCAAGUUUCUGCAGCAGGACAUACCCAAUAUGGAACUGCACAUGCAGUUCGCAGAUGAAGACUCUAAGAAGUAUAUCAGGGUCUACAUCAAUUGGGCUCGUAGCGAGAUCGAACGCUACAAUCAGAAGAUCAAGGAUCUCCCAGUACCGUAA